Messenger RNA from Silurus meridionalis, 285 nucleotides. Its product is annotated as olfactory receptor 6K2-like. Gene Ontology annotation, biological process: G protein-coupled receptor signaling pathway. NCBI's taxonomy places the organism in Eukaryota, Metazoa, Chordata, Actinopteri, Siluriformes, Siluridae. Gene Ontology annotation, molecular function: olfactory receptor activity. Bases 1 to 285 code for a protein of 94 amino acids. Gene Ontology annotation, cellular component: membrane. The record is from RefSeq and is a predicted model, not a curated record. The transcript has 3 exons.
AUGUGUAUUAUUGUGUUUAAUACUGUUGUCAUUUCUGUUAUAUUCAUGAACAAACAUCUCCAUGAGCCCAUGUACAUUUUUAUUUCUGCUUUACUUUGUAAUGCUCUUUUUGGAGCGACUGCUCUUUACCCUAAACUGCUUAGUGAUUUACUGUCUGAAAAACCAAUGGUUACUUUGGAAAUGUGUUUAUUUCAGGCAUUUUUUGAUUUUUUACUCAUCCCUCCUUUAUUCAAUCCCAUAAUAUAUGGGUUAAAACUGCAGGAGAUUUGGAAUAGCACCAUCUGA